GGACAGAGAGGAGUUAUCAGCACAGGCAUACCCCCAGACUCACACAUCUCAGCUGAGCACACAGCAGGCAUGGCUGCAGUUCCUAUCUCCAGAAUCCUGCCCAUCGGGUUCCUUGCUCACCUGCUGCUCUUCUCUUUUCUUUCCCGCUCUGUUUGUGUGGCGUUCACUGAAGAUACUGGCAAACUGGGCAAAAUCAAUGUUCUUCAGAGAGGAGGGAACCAGUGGGCAAUCGGACACUUCAUGGGUAAGAAGAGCCUUGAGGACACAUACAGGUUGAGUGAACAAGAUCUGGAGGAAUCAGCUAUCUUUCCUCCACGCACUAUGGAAAGCCGGAGAGCCACCCUCUUACAGGAGCAGCACAGAGCAUUGUCACCCAACCAACUGCAGGGUGCACAGCGGAUACUAAGGAAAAUUCUGGAGCAGUAUUUUAAAAUGUCCCAGAAGUAAAGAAGAUAUUUAUUUCCCUGUAAUAUACAUUAUAUAUGUGUGUAUAUAUAUAUAUAUAUAUAUAUAUACAUACAUACUUGUGCCUGAGAUACUGAACUUGUUUCCGACAUUCCAAAGGCUAUUCUUUACAAAUAAAAAGAAAAUCCUAAUGAAAAUGAGAGUGUUUUCAUUCAAAAUUUAGAGUUCAUUUCAUAAUGUUGAAGUAGUAAUUCUCACCUUAAGCAUGUAUAAUUUUCUGCCAUUUUACAGUGUUCUUAGUGAACAAAUUAAUAAAAGACAUUAUUUGCACAAAACGUAUAACAUUACUCUCUGUAUUAAUGCAAUCUAUUAAUAUCUAAUACACAUUCAAAAAUUGUGAUAAAAAAUACAUUUAACACUUCCUAAUUAAAGGUCUUCCUUAGUUCAUGAGUUUAAAUUAUUCAGAGCAAGUGGAAAGCAGGGGAUGCGUUCAGCCAGAACAUCGACAGUCCGAAGGUAAGUAUCUGUGUUUCCCUUAUGGUUAGGGCCAGAGGGGGGUUAGGGUUAGGCACUGGGGGUUAGCCCUAGCAGCCACCCCUGGAGGGUUAUGGUAGGUGACUGGGGAGAGUAAAAAUACUUCCCCAUUCCGAUGUUGGGAUGCUGCUGUAGGUCAUGUGACCGCCAGCAUCCCGACCGCUGGGGUGCCAUAACGAGCCCAAAAGCAGAACCAAUGGGAACACUGCAAAUUUUGAAUCAGCUACAAGUAAACCAGGUGGUUAUAGGUAAUAAUCAUGCCUUGGAAGGAGUUUUCUGAGAAACUAUGGAGCAGAUGUACGAAGCCUUGUAAUGAGAUAAAAUGGAGAGUGAUAAACUACCACCCAAUCAGCUUCUGUCAUUUUUCAAACACAUGGCAGUUUGGCGCUGACUGGCUGCUACUUUAUCCCUCCCCACUUUAUCACUCUUGAAGGCCUAGUACAUCUCCCCCUUUAAUUAAAGGCCGAUUCUCCAGAAACUCCACCUGUUGGCGAGUAUGGUCUGUGACUUAUGUAUAAUGGGAUAUGUACACAGGCCCAUGGCACAAGGGACACCCCACUAUACACUGUGCAAUGCACCCAGUACACACUCUUCCAUUGUUACUGGGCUGCUUGGUACACCAUCUUUCAGGCAAUACUUUGUAAAGAUGGGGAUAGGAAAGCCUCUGGCUACCAUCUGCGCAUGUGCCAUCUUUUCCUAGACGGUGGCAGACAGGUAUUAGGUGUGCUUUGUUAAAACGUCUCUGAGUAUGGUACAUGCAUAUGCAGUGCCAUAACUAGACAUUUAAGUGCUGUGUGCAAGAAACAGCAUCGGCGCCCCCCCCCCUUAUUUAAAAUAUGGCCUCUGGGCACGUAGGCAUGCCCCAAAAUAUAUUGGGCAUGGCUUCAUAGGGGAGGGGCGUGGCCACAAAAUAAUACAGAUUCAUAUUACGCUGCACAUUAGUCUCCAUUAUUCAAAUUACGCCGCACAGUAGCGCCACUACACCAGGUAGAGCCCGUUUUACACAUUACACCAGGUUGAAUUCCCUUUUUACACAUUAUGGCAGGCAGAGUCCCCUUAUUACACAUUACGACAGAUAGUCCCCCUUUUUACACAUUACGGCAGACAGCGUCACCUUUUUACACAUUACGGCAGACAGUCCCCUUUUUACACAUUACGGCAGACAGCGUCCCCCUUUUUACACAUUACGGCAGACAGCGUCCCCUUUUACACAUUACGGCAGCCAGGUAGAGCACCUUACAUCACCCUCCCUACUCUUAUGGUGUAGUGUAGUGUACUGUAGUAAAGUGUACUGUAGCAUAGUGUGGAGUACUGAAGUGAAGUGUAGUGUAGCAUAGUGUAGUGUAGUGUAGAAUAGUGUAGAGUAAUGUAGUGUGUAUGCAUGUUCUGCCUUCCCUCCAGGUGAUUACUGAAAAGGAGAUGUGGUGCCCCAGUGUUAUAAUUACCCCUAAACAGCCCCAUUUACCCUAAUCCAGGAGAGGAGGGGGUUAAACAGAAAGAGACAUUCAUUUAAUGUUUAUAAUAUGCAGUUCUACUGCUGCCCUAGGCUCGGAGACAUUGGUGGCAGUGUGAGCGAAGCUAGCGCUGCCGCUGAGGUGAUCUGUUGAAAAAGAAGGAGCCGCACUGCGGGUUACUGCAGCGCUGACAGGCUCCAGCUACUCGUGCCUCCCCAGUGUUUACCUCCUGCUCCUGACGGAGGCGGAUCCAGCGGGGAAGCGGCAGCCGCGGUGGAGAACGCCGGAGGUCAGGGAUGACAGGCGGCCCAUGCUGAGAGGUGGUCCCAGGUUGUACUAGAGUGCAGUGACUGGCCUCCCCCUGUGCGGAGCGGAGGCGGAGACCAGGUGAUUGGGGCUGCAAGUAGCUGCAGGAGCGGGGGAAGCAUCCGUCGGUGGGGGGAAUGUGCGGCCACUCGGGGUGUAUGUAGAAGGUGCGCCCACAGGGCAAAUGUGCUGUGGGCAAUGCACCUUCUGUACACACCUAGUUAUGGCUCUGUGCAUACGUGCUAAUUCACUGUCUUUACUGCACAACGCAAACAUGGAUACUUAUUGUAACACUUGCCAAGGCUGGAGAUGCUGUACUGCAUACCUACUGCUGAAGAUAUGGCAAGUUAAAUUUAAAAUAUAUGGAACACUAAGAAUAACCCCUCUCUCAUCCCCCCCCCCCCCACACACACACACACCCCAAAAAAUGAAGGAAAGACGGAAGUUACCUUUUUAGGGCUCCGUGUAUAAAGCAAGCAAUGAGUAUUGCAGUGCAUAAGCUGUUUCCAUGCUGUGACGUUAUGUGACUGAAUUUUUAUAUUUUAAAUUGUGU
Pseudophryne corroboree (corroboree frog) is the source of this 3252-nucleotide messenger RNA. Its product is annotated as bombesin-like. Gene Ontology annotation, biological process: neuropeptide signaling pathway. Gene Ontology annotation, molecular function: neuropeptide hormone activity. The transcript is spliced from 3 exons. The record is from RefSeq and is a predicted model, not a curated record. The coding region runs from base 70 to 447 and encodes 125 amino acids. Lineage: Eukaryota; Metazoa; Chordata; Amphibia; Anura; Myobatrachidae.